Messenger RNA from Saprolegnia diclina VS20, 1629 nucleotides. RefSeq lists its product as hypothetical. Lineage: Eukaryota; Oomycota; Saprolegniomycetes; Saprolegniales; Saprolegniaceae. The transcript is spliced from 3 exons. Bases 1 to 1629 code for a protein of 542 amino acids. The record is from RefSeq and is a predicted model, not a curated record.
AUGGACAACGUGCGAUACAACCGCGUCUCAGUGGUCUUGAGCCUCGGCUUCCUCCUCAACCUUGUGCUCAUGCCGUUGAAGGCGUACAUGAGCGAAGCAUCUCCCUUUGAUGACAAGCAGUUUGCACUCGUCUCGGCCAACGCGAUCCCGGAGGUCAACCACACCGUCUCGAUGGCCUUUGCCAAAACGCUGCAAGCGCGCUUCGUCAACGUCACGUCCCCGUACACUUAUGACGCGUCGCUCAGCGCUGAGAUUGUGCGCAACGUCGUGCCGUACAACGCCAGUGGCUGCAACGACCAAGUCCUCACGCGCAUCACCGGCAGCAUCUACUGCCCGUUCGACCUGCCAUCGAAACUCACGGCCUUUCUCUGCGGCAGGUCGUCGACGCCGAUCGCUCGGGUCGGCACUGCCUACAUGAUGAACGCGCCCACGGGCGUCUUCGCGUUCUGGUCGUCGCCGGGCGACGUGACCGGCGCCGGCGCCAGUGCAACCACGGCGACGACGAUUACCUUCAUGUACGCAACUGUGCGCUACUCGCUGUUUUGGCUCACGACCAAGUUUUGCGUCCGCUUUGGUCUGAGCCUGCUCAUCGGUGUUGAGGCCUACCGCCUCUACUACCGCCACGUGCGGACGCUGCGCCGAUUACUGCGGUCGCACCCGCUGCACCCGACGCCCACGAACGCGGUGCGAUACGAAAUUGUGUUUGGCGAACCCACGUCGCUCGUGGUGUGUCACCCGCUCGUGAUUGCCGUCUUUAUGGUCGACUUUUGGAGCAGCGUAGAAGUCGUGGCCCAAGCCAUUUUACGCGUGUCCCAGACCAAAGCCCUCUACUACACGGGCCUCGGCGCGAUGUUUCUCAGUCGGUCGGUCUGGUUCUCGUACGCGACGCUGACGGCGCUGAACCGGUACCUCAAGUGGCGCCGCCGCGCCGCGCUCUUUCGCCCGAGCAGCACGACCGUCGUCGCGAUGGCAUCGUUCACCUUUGCAGGUCUCUCGACGAAUGCGCAAAAUGCGUGGCUCCCGACGCUCUUGCUCUACACCCACAUCUCCAAGCCUCUGGCCGAGGCACCGAGCGACAGCGAGUACUACACGACGCAGGCACUUCCGGCGUCCAUCUUGUACUCGAUCUCGCUCUGUGGGAUCCCUUUUUUGCUGGCGAUUCCCCGGUUCACACUUCGCCGGCUCCGAGAGUGGAUGCAUCCUAUUGUCAAGUACACCCAAGUGCCGGUGGGGGGCCCCCGCGAUGUGCGUUAUCGCCUCAUGGCGUGGUACUGUCGCCUUCAGCACAUUUACUCUGGCCGACGCGUGCUCGGUGGCAGCGUCUACGAUCUCUUCAACAUCGACUCGCGCUUUCGGAGCAUGAUGACCGUAGGCCAGAAUGGCAACGACUGCUACGUCUUUGGCUACGACGCCGACAACCACCUGAUUGAGAUCACGCGACUAAGCCUCUUGUCGCGCGUCGACUUGGCGCGUUUUGGGCUUGACACUGGCAAGCGUGUGCGCCCCGACGCCCUCGUGUCCCCAACAGCACCGGCACCCCACUUCGCGGUCGGCCGCGUGCACCUUCCGAGUGGCAACCGCGGUCUCGGGGUCGAGUUUGGCGCCGACAACUCGCCGUGGCUGGCGUAG